This is a messenger RNA of Stomoxys calcitrans (stable fly), 3050 nucleotides long. RefSeq names its product exocyst complex component 1 (gene Sec3). Gene Ontology annotation, molecular function: phosphatidylinositol-4,5-bisphosphate binding. NCBI's taxonomy places the organism in Eukaryota, Metazoa, Arthropoda, Insecta, Diptera, Muscidae. Bases 191 to 2920 code for a protein of 909 amino acids. The record is from RefSeq and is a predicted model, not a curated record. Gene Ontology annotation, cellular component: exocyst; plasma membrane. The transcript has 7 exons. Gene Ontology annotation, biological process: exocytosis; Golgi to plasma membrane transport.
AUCAGCUGUUGGAAAUAAAACAAGCUAUUUGUCAUCGGUUGGUUUUUCAUACCCAAAAUUUAUAUUAAAGAGGAGGAUACCCACAAGAUUAUUGGGUUCGUCCAUGUCCUAGAGUCAAUUUCUUUAGUUCACUUAUUUUUGAAGCAAUAUUCCUUCAUACGGUUUUUAGUUCGCCUAAGGACUUGGCAAAAUGUUGUCAAUUGGUUCCUUAGCCAAUAUCAAACAUGUUUUGCAAAAGGAACUUUUCAACGGGUGCGGUGAGCGUCUACUGUCUGUGGUUACGGUAACGAAAACAUAUAAAAAGAAACGAGCAUGUUACCUGUGUGUUGUGACUACUCCACCACCAGUGCCAGUCAUAUCAGUUUGCCUGAUAAAGCAAGCUGAACAAAAGGAUGGGGAAUAUAAGAAGAAAAGAGUUUGGCAAUUGGAUGAAAUCAAAUGGCUAGAUGGACGUAGCGAGCAAUUCGACAUACACGAAUUCGAUGUGCAGGUGGAGAAGCUGUACAAAUGGUAUGCAUUGAAUUUACACGAAAGACAGAAUUUUUUAGCAGUGCUCUACAAACAAAUACAAAAACAUGGCCGUGGCACAAAAGCCGAAUUUCGUAACAUACCGAGUGCUUGGCUUAUGGACAAGUCGCCCGAGAAAUUACCGGGCAUUACCAACAGUGGCCUUGGAACAGAAGCAGGCGAAUUAAGAGGACGUGAUGGUCAUCGUAAAGCCGGAACCGAAACCGAGGAUGAAGAAGAAUCCGAAUUCCAAGAAUUCACAGCACUAACAGAAAAAGAAGCUAGCGAGCUAUCAAAGCUUUUUUCCGAAUGCGAUUAUGCUGUAAAAGAUGCGGAAAUGUUAAUAGAAAAACUCUCGAAAGAAUUGCAUGAUCUGGAUGGGGCAAACAUACAAUCUGUAUUGGCUUCCGAGAAACAAGUCAUGAUGCUGAUGGAACAUAUUGACAAGGCAAUUGGUGAGGCGGAUAAAUUUGAGGAGCGCUUAGAUUCGUAUGAAGAAAUUUUAAGUCACGUUAAGGAAACAAUGGAAAAAAUUGGUGGCAAAAAUGCCAUGAUUAAGAUUGCUAAUAACAAUAACAUAAAACUGAAGGAGGAGCUGAGUAAAAUAAUAACUCAACUAGAUUUCCCAGGAUCGUAUCAACAAGUUUUACAAUCGCCUGAUUUGAAAACUGCCGAAGGAAGGAAAGCAGCCAUUGCUGCAGCACAAAGUUUGCAACAGGCAUUGAACAGCGAUAUAGAUCCAUCAUUGCAGCGCUUGGUUGCGGUACGAGACCAAAUGAAACGCUUUGAAAAUUGGAAAAAGAGUUUUUUAGUGCCAGUUAUUAAACACUUGAACUGUCUUUUCAUACAUUUAUCAAAUGAAAUUGGUGACACGCCAUUACCUAGUACAGAGCUGAUACUGCCCAAUCACGCAUCAGUGCAUCAUGAGUUGACGCCUUACACAGAACUAAUGCAUUGGAUAAAAGCAAUGGACCGCAGCAAAUAUGAUGGUCUAACAGCAGUAUAUACAAAAUCUCUUAGUAAAAUCUAUGAACGAGAUAUACGGAAUUUUUUCAAUUUGGCCAAGAUGCAAAUAUCCGAUAAGCUUCGCAGUUCUCGAGAAGAUCUAGACGUGUCAUCCUCUACAACUUCAAAGAAGAAUGCUGUAUCAUCUGUUCCCCAUGGAACCUUGGGUGUUAAUCGAGACCAGUGGGGACCUGGGGUGGAUUCAGUUGAUCGUGACCGUUUUGAUGCCGUUUUGGAAAAAGUUUUGGCAGAAUUGGAGCCUAUAGCUUUGCAAGAGCAAAGGUUUUGUAUAAAUUUCUUUCAAAUGGAUGUUGUGAGUCCUUCUGCGAAAUCUGUCGGCUUGGAUGUAAUGGAAAAGAGUACGGAUAUGUCCCAAUCUCUACUGUUGUCACCCUCAUCGACAGCUGGCGGCAAUGAUGGCACUCAAUUUCCUCAGAAAAAACUCGACCGUCAGAUUAACGAAGAAGUACGUCGUCUUAUGAAUGCCCUUUUUGGCUGUUUGGAACAGGAACUUGUAAACUUUAUACAAAGUUUUGAACGUUUUGAUUGUUUCUAUUCGCUUUAUGUGUUGGAGCGUUUAACGCAACACGUGAUGUCUGCACAAGAUACACAUUCCUUUUUAAGCAUGACUUUUGCAUCGGUACUAGUGCAAGUAAAACGAAACUUUGAUCGAUUUAUGCAGCAACAAUUGCAGUCUAUACGAGAUGCCAAACUACCCAAACGUUCAAAAUGUGGCAUUUUGCCAUAUGUGGAGAAUUUUGAGUACUUCUCUCAAACGACAGAAGAUUUCUUUCGAAAAUCGACGCGACGGACAGACAUGGAGAAAUAUAUUCAAUUGAUAAAUGCCAUAUUUGAAGGCAUUAAUAUGAAUGCCAAGGAGCAUCCGAAGACUCCGUUGCAAGUGGUGCGCAUGGAAAACUAUCAUCAUAUGUAUUCGCUGUUGGCCCGCUUGAAAGUUCCAAGUCUCGAUGAGUUGAAAAAAGAAGCGAAGGCACGUUACAACGAAGCUCUUACAAAUUAUGUUAUACAAUAUUUUGGAAGACCAUUGGAGAAACUGAAUCUAUUUUUCGAAGGUGUUCAACAGAAAAUAGCACAAGGCGUUAAGGAAACAGAAAUCAGUUAUCAAAUGGCCUUUUCCAAACAAGAACUACGCAAAGUUAUUAGCCAGUAUCCGGCCCGCGAGGUCAAAAAAGGGAUGGAAAACUUAUACAAGAAAGUAGAAAAACACCUAUGUGAAGAGGAAAAUCUCUUGCAAGUGGUCUGGCAUGCCAUGCAAGAGGAGUUCAUUGUACAGUACAAGUUUUUGGAGGAACGCAUUCAGAAGUGUUAUGCUGGAUCUAUGAUUAGUUUAGAAUUCAACAUACAGGACAUUCUGAAUUUCUUCUCCGACAUUGCACGUUCCCAUUAACGAGAUGCCGUCGUUAAUAAUUCACCCUAGUUAGUCCCGUUAAUUUAAUUUAUUUACUCCACUAUGUACAACAAACAUAAAUUAAAUAAUCUGUUAAUAUUAUAUACAAAUACACUUAAUUAAGUUUUCA